AACGCAUUUGUUUUCCAAAUAUCAGCACAAAUUGCCGCUCAUUACACCUACAAUUUUACCAGAACACAGCUGGGUAGGCAAACAGGACCAACACAACUCUCUGGAAUGCCACAGUAUAACUAUACAACUGAAUUAUUGCUUAUCUUCUUGCUUUGAUAGCAAUAUCAGGAACAAUUAAUAACGCAUAGUGCGUUUUCAAAUGUACAGCCACGACCUGGAUAUCAGUAGCCGUAGCUAUGUUGUUUGACGAAGCCUGCGCUGGGCCGCCUUGGGCUAAUGAUCUCCUGCUAAUGAUCUCCUGAACUCCUUAAGUACUGGUCGCGAAUAUGGAUUUCGACGAUAUUUUGGAUGUGAUUGGUCCGUUCGGGAAAUAUCAAAAACUCACUGUUUUCCUGGUGGUUCAAGCGGCCUUGUUUCCGUGUGGAUUUUUGACGUAUAAUGCCGUAUUUUUUGCUGCUGUUCCCGGUGAUUACUGGUGUAAGAUUCCCGCUCUGGAAAAUGCCACAGUAAACGUUACCACCAAACACUUUUGGCCGCCGGAUGAGCACAACGGGACCCUGCAAGGUCACAGCCGCUGCUUCAUGUACGACCUCAACUAUAGUGCAUUGUCGCUAUCAGACAUAAGCGAACUGACUAAUGGCAGUUUGUCUUCUCAUAAAACUGUUCCAUGUCAGUUCGGAUGGGAGUUUGAUCGUUCCGUUUUCCAAGAUACCAUCGUUACGGAGUAUUUAUUAAUAUGUGAUCGAAGCCUUCUGCAAGCUCUUUCCUUAGCCCUGGUAACAAUGGGUGGUGUGUUCGGUCCAUUGGUCUUUGGGUUUCUAGCGGAUCAUUUUGGACGCAAGAAAGGCUAUUUCAUUAUGAUCGCCUUCCAGUCAGUAUUUUCCGUUUUAACUUCCUUCUCUCACACCUUCGAACUGUAUUGCGUAUGCCGAUUUAUGGUGGGUUCGACGUUGUCUUUUUCCUAUACGCUUCCGUUGAUGCAGAGCAUCGAGAUUACCGGACGGGAUACGCGGGUGCUGAUAUCCACAGUUUGUUCGUUCGGUUACACGAUGAGCGUGGUGAUUGUUAUUGGUAUCGCCUAUUUUAUUCGAACGUGGCGUUUGCUGGCGCUCGUCACGGCAUGUCCCAUGUUGUUGAUUUUUGGACUUUGGUUUUUCUAUCCGGAAUCGCCCAGAUGGUUAUUGGCCAAAGGUCGUUACGACGAACUGGAGGCAUUGCUGAGGCACAUCGCCCGCGUCAAUGGCGUACAACUCACCCCGGAAUUCGAUGUCGCGUUGCCGAAAUUGCUGCGGGACAUCGAAUCCGAGGAGCAAUCUCAAAAAUAUUCGGCGGCGGAUUUGUUCCGGUCGCCCAACCUCAGGAAGAAGACGCUCAUUUUAAUUUUAAUUAAUUUUUGUAAUUUGGGAGUUUUCCUGGGACUGAAUUAUUAUGCGCCAGUAUUUGGCGAUGAUCCCCAUUUAAAUUCCUUCCUUACCGCUGUAAUUGAGCUACCCCCAUAUAUUUUUGCCACGUUCGUUUGUAAUAAAUUUGGACGGCGCCUCUGCUUAGUGAUCGGAAUGGGACUCGCGGCAGCUUCUUCUAUUUCCGCCGUGGGCGUGCCUGGUGACGUCACUGCGGCCAUUAUGGCACUAUCAUUAUCUACCAAAUUUUUUAUUACGCUGACAUUCCUGAUCGGCGAAUUACUGGAAGAUGAAAUCUUCCCGACGGUAGUUCGCGCCGAAGGUCAUUCCGUCACCAGCUUACUUGCUUCCAUUGCAGGAUGCUUGGCGCCUUUUAUCGUGCAUUUGGGAUACAGUUACGUCAUUCUCCCUCUGGCCGUAUUCGGUGGUCUGUGUGUAGUUGCCGGAUUCUUUGCACUUUUCUUGCCGGAAACGGCUUCGACAGAUUUACCACAAACAUUAAAAGAUGGAGAACGCAUAGGGAAAAACAUGUCGUGGGGUGAUGUGUUCAGUUUUCGAUUACCGACCACAAAGUAUUCCAUUCCGGCUGCAAGUAUGCAUGAUCCAGUCCAGCUGCACAACGCCAAAAUUAGAAAGAGGCGAGGACAGAAAGAAAGACGAGGUUUACUUCCAACUACAGCUACUUCUGUAUAAAGAUACACUCAAAUUUUAUUGUUAAAGUAAUUUUUUACUUUUCGUUGAAACGGUAAAUACUUUGCUGGAUGUAUUAAUUCUUUACGUACAAGAUCUUUCUCCAGCCGAAAACACGAGCGGUGUCGAUAUUGUAACUGUGGUACAAUAAUACAGUAUUAUUCAUUGUACAUACUUAUGUCGGCUGUUGUAA
Molecule: messenger RNA, 2283 nt
Organism: Paramacrobiotus metropolitanus
Lineage: Eukaryota; Metazoa; Tardigrada; Eutardigrada; Parachela; Macrobiotidae
Product: beta-alanine transporter-like
Exons: 3
Coding region: 327-2093 (588 amino acids)
Biological process (GO): transmembrane transport
Cellular component (GO): membrane
Molecular function (GO): transmembrane transporter activity
Source: RefSeq, a predicted model, not a curated record